AAACAAUUGCCGGUUCGAGAAGACAUCUCCGGUUCGUUCAAUUCUUGCAUCCAUCUGUCUCUCUAUUUCUCUCUCCCUCCUCUCGCACCGGAAAAAAAAAAUCUCGAAGCGCAAUUGCGUAGAACAUACAGAAGAGACAGCUAUAAAAGGGGUAUCUUCAUCUGGUUCUGUUGAGUUUCCUUCUGCUUCUAGGUUUUGGUUCGACAUUCGUAAAUAUCUCAUUCAAGAAGCUACAGCUCGCAAGCGAGCUCCUGGGCUUCGAAUCCUAUGGACGUGCGAGCCUCAAAUCGGAUCGAUGUCUUUGAGAUUUAUAAGAGAUUUUGUGAUAUUAGAUCGGGAAAGGAAUAUAUGUCUGAGGGCUAUGGACAAGACAAUGAAUUGCAAAAGGCUAAAUUUACAAGGGAGGCAUUGGCUGAGCUCUUCAAAUCGGUGCAGUCAACCGUUGAUACGAGGAUUACUAUUUUUGAUGAACUAUCCAAGCUCAUGUCACGUUUAAACUUGAUGCGAGACUUUUCUGAAUUCUCACGCUUUUAUGAUUUUGUGUUCUUCAUCUGUCGUGAGGAUGGUCAAAAGAAUAUCACUGUGAGCAAGGCCGUUACUGUGUGGAGAUUAGUUUUAGCUGGGAGGUUUCGAUUACUUAACCAAUGGUGUGAUUUUGUUGAGAAAAAUCAGCGACACAAUAUUUCUGAGGAUACUUGGCAGCAAGUUUUAGCUUUCAGUCGCUGUGUGCAUGAAAAUCUGGAAGGGUAUGAUCCUGAAGGAGCUUGGCCUGUUCUAAUAGAUGAUUUUGUUGAGCAUAUGUACAGGUUGCUGGGCUCCAGUGAUGAUGCUUUCUGUUGCAAUUGUGGUGAUAUCGAGACCCAGACAUGCAUAUUUGAUGAUUCUCUUCCUGGGUUGAAAGUUGUGCCUGGUUUGAAGAGGAAGUUGCCCAGGUUUCAAAAAGAUGAUAUGGUGUUAUGUGAUGCCUUCUCUUCUGAAUCGGCAAACCUCAACCCCGUAUCGAAUUCAAAGAGAACUAAGCUCAUCGCCCAAAAACCCAGCCAUUGGGAGGACCAUCGUGCUCGGAAUUGUCCCGAUUGCUGCAUGGACAUGGUUAAAACUAACAGCCCAUUGGGUUCAUCUAAGUCACCUUGUGCUGUUGAAGGUUGUCUGUCGAGGGGUUUUGCGGGGCUCUUUUCAACCAGUUCUGAUUUGCAUUUUGAUCCCCAGAGGAGAGUUUCUUUUACCUAGAGCUCCCCUCGAUUUGUGAAUGCAGAAGUAUAGACUUUCAUGAGUUGAUGCGGGCUGACACUAUUGCAUGUUUGGUUUUGUGGUUAAGUUUAUGCAUGCCUGCAACCUCUUGAAUUUUGCAGGAAUUUGCCGCUCUGGGGUACAUGUGGUUUUUGAAUGAUUUGUUGGUGAAUCUUACCAUAAUUCUGUUACAACUGAUGAAGUCAAUAAAAUACUAAAUAAAUUUCUUUGAUUUGGGGUUUCA
This is a messenger RNA of Tripterygium wilfordii, 1474 nucleotides long. RefSeq names its product DCN1-like protein 1. The transcript has 9 exons. Gene Ontology annotation, molecular function: ubiquitin conjugating enzyme binding; ubiquitin-like protein binding; cullin family protein binding. The record is from RefSeq and is a predicted model, not a curated record. Gene Ontology annotation, biological process: protein neddylation; positive regulation of ubiquitin-protein transferase activity. The coding region runs from base 268 to 1230 and encodes 320 amino acids. Lineage: Eukaryota; Viridiplantae; Streptophyta; Magnoliopsida; Celastrales; Celastraceae. Gene Ontology annotation, cellular component: ubiquitin ligase complex.